Molecule: messenger RNA, 5880 nt
Organism: Dicentrarchus labrax (European seabass)
Lineage: Eukaryota; Metazoa; Chordata; Actinopteri; Moronidae
Gene: june
Product: JunE proto-oncogene, AP-1 transcription factor subunit
Exons: 3
Coding region: 1087-2115 (342 amino acids)
Biological process (GO): regulation of transcription by RNA polymerase II; regulation of cell cycle; regulation of cell population proliferation
Cellular component (GO): transcription regulator complex
Molecular function (GO): RNA polymerase II cis-regulatory region sequence-specific DNA binding; DNA-binding transcription factor activity, RNA polymerase II-specific; transcription factor binding
Source: RefSeq, a predicted model, not a curated record
CUCUGAAGGAAACUAAUGAUUAAUGAUUGUUUCUUAUUCAUAAUGGGCUGUGGAAUGAUGUGAUACAUAUGUAUCUGGUAUAUCAUUAUAUAUGAUUGGAUUAUUAUUGUUGGGUUAACAUGUAAGCAGUAUUUUAAUGUUGUAACACUGUUGGGUUGUAUAACAAUUUUAUGAACUGAUCAUUUGCUUUGUGUGUAAAAUGUAUCUGCAAAGCAACUCCUGCUGUCCAGUAAAUGUAUAUAUAGUAUAAAGCACAGUGCAUUUCCCUCUGAAGUGUAUAGUAGAAGUAUAAAGCAACAGGAAACAGAAUUAUUCAAGCAAAGUACCUCAGAACUAGACCGAUAAACUGGCCAGCCUUCAUAUCUUCUGAUAUCACCUUAUUGAAUACAAACUGUAUCAGAAUUGGUGUAUCUAAGUUUUUGGAGGUCAUUUAGAAACAGUAUUGCAGUUACAUCGUUUGUCCACCAGAGAGCACUGACAAGCAGUGGUGUGUCAUAUGAGCUUUUAAAAUAUAUUCUGCAAGAUAUUUAUGCAAUAAUAAGAAUAUUUAUGGCAAUAUGAAAAAACAUCUAUAAAAAAGUUAUACAGUCCGCUCCUGAACUGUGUCUGUGUUUCAUGGUGGACUCUUUUGGAGGAGCAGUCAGAGUUGUGGUUCUUGAUCCAAACUGAGCAGCUGUACUGUUGUUAGUCAGCCAACUUCAGCUCAUCAACUGGAUGCAGCUGGUGACUGUCACACUAACUCCAACCUGGUGUUUGUGCUCCUCUGCAUGUGCGGUGACAUUUUCUUUACACUGCACAUCCCUACCUAAAUCCAGUCAGAGUAAUUUCUUCCACCGAUGGUCUCCGCUGCACGUGCAGCAAAGGGCCACAGAUUGGAGUUGAACCCCUGGCAAGGAAGCCUUGGUACAUGUGGCGCCAGCUCUACCAGGCGCACAUCUUCUCUUCUUCUUCUUCUUCUACUUCUUCUCUUCUUCUCUUCGUCCUGCCUUCAUCCUCCAGCCGCCGACGUCAGUGGAAUGUUUCAAUCCCUUCUGAUAUUCAGGUUAAUCUGAUUAUGAAGAUUCCCUCUGAGACGCCCCUUUGUCAAUGACGGCCAAGAUGGAGACUCCUUUCUAUCACGAUGACUCCCCCACCAUCCCCGGCUACAGCCAGAUCGCAGAAUACGAGCGUUACCAGGGAAACAAGAUGCUGAUGAGUAAGAAGGCCAUGUCAAUGGCGGGCAGUCAUCACUUUGGCGGUGGUGCAGCGGUAGGGAGGGGCGGGAACCCCAACAACCUGGGGCUCACUGGCAACAGCUCCCUGAUGACAUCAGCCGCGCCCUCCGCGGACAUGAACCUGCUGAAACUUGGGUCCCCCGACCUGGAGCACCUGAUCAUCCAGUCCAACCAGGGUCUGGUCACCACUAGCCCUGUGUCCAAUUCCACCAACCCGUUCAUGUACCGCAACCAGGCCACCAACGAGCAAGAAGGAUUUGCUGAUGGCUUUGUCAAAGCGCUUGCUGACCUUCACAAGCAGAACCAGCUGGUGGGAGGCGGCCCCAUGUCCCCGUCUUCGUCCUCCACUGUCUCCCUGCAGGCGUCCUACCAAAGGAACCUGAUGUCCAGUGGGGAUAUGCCAGUCUACACCAACCUCAGCAGCUACAACCCAGGUCAGAUGGUGUACACUGGAGCACAGAUGGCAUACGGUAGUGGUUCGGGACAUGGUGGUGGCGGAGCCCCUCAGCAUCACGCCCGAGGCCUGGACACCCCUCAGACCGUCCCUGAGGUGCCUCACCCGGCGGGCGACCCCACGUCGCCACCUUCCCUCUCCCCGAUUGACCUGGAGACGCAGGAGCGAAUUAAAGCGGAACGCAAGAAGCUCCGCAACCGCAUUGCCGCAUCCAAGUGCCGCAAGCGGAAGCUAGAGCGGAUCUCACGGCUGGAGGAGAAGGUGAAGGUCUUGAAGAGCCAGAACUCUGACCUGGCCUCCACUGCUGCCAUGCUGCGGGAGCAGGUCGCUCAGCUCAAACAGAAGGUCAUGAGUCACGUGACCAAUGGUUGCCAGAUCGCCGUCGGAUCGGCCACCAAGUCCAGCGGCGGAGGUGGGGGCACCGCCAGUGAGGACUCCAGCUGCUGAGGUGGCGGGACAUGGGGUGUGAAAAUAAGCCGAGAAGCAACGGGUUUACUUUUACGAUUUUGGCGUUUCGCUCGCACUCUCGGUCAGAGCGAGCAGAGAGUGAGGUGUCAACGACUCCUCAGCAGGACAGAUGGAUGUUUAACGGGAUUUAUGUAGCCCCGUAAACAACCGUCAGUCAGCCAGCCAGCUUAAAGAAGAGAAAAGAGACAGGAGAGAUAAGUCCCUGAAGUUCAAAUUUGGAUAAUUUGAAUGUUGACUAGGAUUUUUUCAAAGACAUGGUGACAGAUUUCAUUUGAAGAGACUGUUUAGAAGCAGGGUUUGACAUGUUUGAAGAGACACUUUUAUUGGACAGGUGAAAUGAAUUUAUGGACAGACUUUCAAGUUUCCGGUACAAAAGAUUUUGUACGGUUUGAACAACUCAUGACAAUAUUCUUUGUUUUCAGAUUACAUCUCAGUUAAUAAAGUGUACUGGAAAUUGUGGGAAUUAUUUCCCAGCAAUGAUUAUUAUUAUUUUUUUCAUUUUUAGUAAAAACAUUGUUUGAAUAAAUCACAUGUUAAAAUUAAAAUUUUUUUUACAGUGAAGAUAACAAUUUAUGUGGAAAACAGUAUCAAGUAAUCUGAUUACUUUAAGCUACAGAAUGAGGGCUGUAAUUUGAAUAUUCUUGUCAUAAUUUCCUAUAAUCAGUGUUUUCAAAUUUACAACAGCUGAUGCUGCAGUUUGUUCUGUAAUCUGGUUACAGUAUUCUUUUUACUUUUUACAUCCAACUGUGUUUUAAUGCACCUAAAACACUUAAGAACACCUCCACUUUGACAACUCUGUUUUUACAGUAACUCUUCAUGGUAACUGUGAUAGAUUAAUGUAAUUUGAUUACUACAAUCUCUUGUCUGUAACUGAAGUUCAGCUAUGGUUGGUAAUAAUCCAGUGACUUUUCAAUCGUGUUUCUGUGUUUUCUGUCUGUUGCUGCUGGAAGUCAGAAAACCUUAAAAAUUGGAGUUUGAAGUUCUGUCGUUCUGUUCUUCUGGUGGAAACUUUUCUCACUUUCUCUGGAUCUUUCGGGAAUCAGGACUGAAGGGAAAUGUUCAAUUUCAGAUCUGCCGGUGAGGACGACUACAUGUGGUUUGAGUGUGGAAAGCAGACUCAUGUUUACUUUAAUCUAAAUCAAUGAGAGUUUUAAUCUCUCAUUUAGAUUGAGAUUUUUUACUUUUCAACUUGUGGAAUAAAAUCCUGGUAUGGGGAAAGAAUUUCACUUCCGACAGCAGUUUAAAAAAAACUUACGUCUACAUAUUUGACUGGUUGUUUACAUUGAUAGUUUCUAUAGCAGAAGAAAUCGUAAAUGAAGACGAAAAAUAAUGCUUCAUAUCUCAUUUUUUCUCAUUUCACAUAAUAUUGUGCAAACCUAAUAUGACUAUUGAAUUAUAUUUAUUAUUUUGAUAAUAAUAAUGUUAAUACUUGUUAUUCCUUUACCUACAGUACACAGUAAAAAGUAUCAUUUCAUAACUCAAUUUAUUUUGUUAUGUUUCUUGCAGGUUUGUAUGGAAGCACAUUUCUGUCAAGGAAAGAGAAAAAGAUGAAAUGUUAGGAAUGAUGAAAAUAAAAAUACUCAUAAUCCUAUAUGUCAGAAUUUGAACAACUAUUUUGUCAUUUUGACUAAAAAAAAUUAAACUUUAUUUUUUACUUUACCUUGCUUUCUUCCUCCCUGGCAGUAAUGGGCUUCCACAGGUUAAAGACUUAAUAAAAGGCAGAACAGUAUCUCUGCCGCUGGUUCUAGUGUACAGUACAUUCCUUAUGGAAGUUGAUUUUGUUUACGCGAACAUUUUCUCAGGGGAAUAUGAUGUGUUCCACCUGCUUUGGUAAGAAAACACCUUUAAGACUCCAUUUCAGGUUAAAUUACUUAAUAACUUGGAUAUAUUUUUGUAGUGUAAAAAAGACAGAAAGAAAGAAAGAAAGAAAGAAAGAAAGAAAGAAACAAACAAACAAACAAACAAAUACACAAAACAAAAAACUAACAGAAAGAAGCAGAGCUCUAAAGGCAAGCUGUGGUCCUUAUGGGGUUCUUGAGGUCUAUGAGGAUAUUUCGGUGGUUCUUGAAGGAGCUCUGAUGAGGUUGUAGAGGUUUCUGAAGGGGUUUCUGAAGACCUUGAUGAGGUUUUAGAGAUCUUUGAGGGGGUUUCAAGUCCUUUAGGAGGUUGUAAAGGGCCUUGAGGGGGUUCCUGAGGUCUGCCAGAAGUUAGCAGAGGUCCUUGAGGAGGUUAAAGAAGGCCUUGGGGAUGGAGUAACGGUCUUAAAGGAGGGUCCUUGAGAGGUUAGUAGAGGUCCUUGAGUAGGUUCCUGAGGUCCUUGAGGAGGUUGUAGAGAUCACUGAGUGAGCUCACCGCCAACAGAGACUGAAGCAUCAGUACUGUUGCCAUGGUUACCUGCAGUGUAGUGUAGUUUAAGGUCUGAUUUAGAACAGUGGUUCAACUGUACUAUGUUUGAAAAGUCCAUAUAAGAUUUUAGCAGACACCUGUCAGCCAAUCAGAGAGCAGGAUAUUGUGUUACUGUGGUAUAAUAAAAACACUCACUUUUGAGAGUGUGAUAUUGUUCAAUAACUGCACAUUUUCUUUUGGAUUUUCUCACUUUACUCAAGUUAUUUGUCUGAAUACACCUCAGAUUUAUGGUGAAAAAACUGACAGAUCGGCCCUUUAAUAUCUCAGUCCACGGGCAAAUUCACUAAACAAAAUAAGUAGACGUGUUGUUGUUAAUGCAGUGUGAUACUAAUGAUCCCUUUAUUUUUUUGUCCAGUCAGCACUUCUGUGUUAUGUUACAGUUUGUAAAUUGCAGAUAGAAAAACAUGUAACUGCAAAGAAAGGAAAUAAAUCAGAUUGUUUAUGAAAAUAUAAAGCUCUGCUAUUCUACAGACAGUAGUAGAGUUUAAACUGAACAUUAAUACUCAAGUAUAAAAACAUAGUUUCAGUUGCAGUUAUGUGUUUUCUGUCUGACAAAUGAAGACUUUCAAAAAUACUGUUGGUGAUCUUGGAGCAAAUAUUUAUUUUUUUUAACAUGAACGAGACUUUUGACGUCUCUGAUGAUUCUAUUUUUGUACAAAUGUAUAGAAAUUGCUGUUAUUAAUAUUCCAAAAUGAUGUGUGUGUAUGAGCUGUUCACUUUAUGUCUCUAUUUAUUAUGAAUAUCUUUUGUUAUACAGAUGUGUGUUUAUUUCCCUCGCACUGUUCUGCUGUGUUGAGAUGUUCGUGUCAGUAUAUCAGUGAUGAAAUAUUUGCCUGCUGCUGCUUCGCUGUCUGUAAAUUCAGAGUUGGAGUGAGGGGUUUUCCACGAGAUUGUGGCCACUUGUUGUAAAAAAGUGCACUUUCCUAAAUGCAUUUUAGCCAGGGAUCAAACAUUUCAUAAAAAGGAUGAAAAGCUCAACAAUCAAAAUGUAAUUUCUGUGUUGAAACUGCCAUCAUUUCAGGUAAAACAGAUGUUGGUUUCAUGUUGAGAAAUUCGGGGAUUGUUGUAAUUACAAGGUACAUCCUACACUUCCCUUUUAGGAAGCUUCCUAGUUUUGUUUUUGCUGUAAAAUGAGACACUCGACAGAAUGAAUCCUGGUGAAUCCUUAAACCUGCAGAAAAGACAUGUAGGUAUGACUGUAAUUACAGUGAAAACACUUCUUUGUUAGCAAGGCUGGAGCCAGAACAUUCCAGCCAAAUGUCACACAAAUAGCAACGAAAAAUGUGCAGGUGUAACAUCCUGAAAAGGCAGAGAAUCAAUAAAGAUGUCCACACACGA